Molecule: messenger RNA, 3173 nt
Organism: Ceratina calcarata
Lineage: Eukaryota; Metazoa; Arthropoda; Insecta; Hymenoptera; Apidae
Product: kinesin-like protein KIF23
Exons: 4
Coding region: 204-2639 (811 amino acids)
Biological process (GO): microtubule-based movement; mitotic spindle midzone assembly
Cellular component (GO): microtubule; nucleus; kinesin complex
Molecular function (GO): microtubule binding; microtubule motor activity; ATP binding
Source: RefSeq, a predicted model, not a curated record
UCCCGUGGUUUUGUGCCGGGGGCCGUAAUGGGUAUGGGUACAUUGAACAAAGCGCAACAAAGCGUCCCAAAGCGUUCUUGUCGUCUGGUCGUCGUCGGUUCUUGAUUAUCACGUUAAUUAACCGAUCGUUUCGAUUGUUAAUUAAAGAGACCGAUACUAGUUUUAAUUCGGCGUAAUAGAAAGGCAGGAACGCCGUGGAAACGAUGAAACGCUCAAAGCCACCAGGUUCUGCCAGAAAGAGGGUCAACAACCUGAAUUAUGGUUCCACGAAGGACCCAGUCCAGGUGUAUUGUCGCUUGCGACCGAUGCAAUACCCAUCUGAUACUUGCAUGCGAAUUAUCUCUGAUACAACCCUGACUGUAAGAAUGCCCGAAUCGGUUGCGAGCCUCCGGAACGGUAAUGCUAGCAAAGAGAUACGAACAACAUUCAGUCGAGUAUUCGAACCUGAGACCACGCAAAAGGAGAUAUUCGACGUUGUAGCUCUGCCAUUAAUAGAGAACAUAAUUAGAGGUAGGAACAGUUUGCUGUUCACUUACGGAGUCACCGGUAGUGGUAAGACAUACACAAUGACCGGCGACUCGUCGGAUCCUGGAAUAAUGCCCCGAUGCCUGGACGCAUUGUUUAACAGCGUCGCGAAUCAUCAGACGAAGAAGUUCGUCUUCAAGCCAGAUAAGUUAAACGGUUUCGAUAUACAGAGCGAGGCAGACGCGAUGCUGGAUAGACAGAGUGAGUUGCAUGCCGGGCUGUAUUCCCAGAAAGCUUCCAGGUUCGCAAGACAAGCCAGCGAUCCAUUAUUAAUGAUUAAUCGUUCGAGGAACGAGUCCAGGAGUAUCCAAGUGGAUCAGGAUAGUUUGUACGCUGUUUUUGUGACAUACGUGGAGAUAUAUAAUAACAGUGUUUACGAUUUAUUGGAGGAGGAAGACGAAAGCCGAGGAGGUAACCCCGGCAGGCCGCUGCAAAGUAAAAUCGUACGGGAGGACGGUAACAAGAACAUGUAUGUCCACGGCGUAACGGAGAUCGAGACGAAGAGCACGGAGGAAGCAUUGGAGGUAUUCCAAAGAGGUCAACGUCGCCGGCGAGUAGCACACACCUCCCUGAACGUCGAGUCCAGCCGUUCCCACAGCGUCUUCACAAUCCGUCUGAUUCAGGCGCCGCUUGAUCAGCUUGGCGAACAAAUAAUACAGGAUAAACGAGUGGCAACGGUGGCCCAACUAUCACUGGUCGACCUAGCCGGCAGCGAGAGGAUCAACAGGACCAAGAACACCGGGCAGCGGUUGAGAGAGGCCGGGAACAUCAAUAAUUCGUUGAUGACCCUGCGGUCCUGUUUGGAGAUACUCCGGGAGAAUCAGCUGACCGGUUCUAAUAAGAUAGUGCCUUACAGAGACUCGAAGCUCACGCAUCUGUUCAAGAAUUACUUUGACGGCGAUGGACAGGUGCGGAUGAUAAUCUGCGUGAACCCGAGGUCGGAGGACUACGACGAGACCCUCCACGUGUUGAAAUUCGCGGAGAUCACGCAGGAGAUUCAAACCAGCAAACCGGCGGCGAUCGGGAGAAUCGAAUUGGGCCUGGUUCCAGGCCGGGGGAAACCAUUGAAGGUUCAGGCGAAGGAACCGAUUUAUUCGUUGGCCCCCGCGUUCCCGGAGUUCGAACUGAACGAUGCGAAGAACGACGAGGUUCUGAGUAGAUUGAUAAGAUUCCUGGAACAGAGGAUAGAGAAGAGGGAUCAACUGAGGACGGAUUUGAACGGGAAGAGGGACGAGUUUCGCAAGACUUUGACGAACGUCGAGAGGGAGCAGAUGGACCUUAGGAUCGAGAACUCGACCCUGAAAGCGACGAACGUUCAGCAGAAGCGUAAAUUGGACGCUUUAGAAGGGCACCUAGGUAAAACUGAGGAGCAGAAGGAGAAUCUCCAGAGGAAACUCGAGAAGGCGAAUGAGACGAUCAGGAAUUUACAGUCCGAAUUGAAAGAGAGGGAUCUGGCGUUGAAUCAGCGUCUCAUUGAUAAGCAGAGGGUGAAGCAGCGUUACAAUCACAAGAUGCAGGCAGAGACCGAUAAGAUGAACAAGGAAUUAGAGAUGAAGCUUCGGCAGCAGCGGGAACAGUUGCAAAAUCAGAUGAAGGAGAAGGAGGAUAAAUGGAGGCUCGUCAAACAGAUUUUAGUCGAUGAGAAAACUGAGAUUACGGACGUGCCGAGAGAAGUUGGAAAAGAGAGUAGAGGCAGAAGAGACAGAGCCUGUUUGGUCGGUAACAAGAGGUACAGACGUUCGCAGAGCGCCGACAGAUGGGUCGACCAUCGGCCGGGUGCAAUCGUGCCCGUCGGAACAGUGCUGCAGCCGCUUAUGAGGCGGAGGAGGAGCAUCACGAAGUUGACCAGUCCGAAAGAGAUCACCGAGGGCGCCUCGAGGUACUGUUUAGUUGCCCAGGAGUUUGACACCGACGGGGAAUUGGAGACGAAGCUGUUCAAGGGCGAUAUAAUCCCGACGAGCGGCGGUGGAGCACAAGUCGUGUUCAACGAUAUGGAGUGCCUUAAGCAGAGUUCGCCGAUCGCGAGGAAACGAAGCGGGGAGCAUAGCGAGGAAAGUAAGGAGAAGAGGAGCGACGAUUUAGGGGAGAAGAGACCGCGUAAAGGCUCCCCUUGAUUCAUCGGACAAUUAUAACGCUCGAUGAACUACAGAUUUCAUUUUUAUAUAUCUACUUCGAUAUUUAAAAUUAGUCGUUCCGACCGGUUUCACGUAGUUCCGAUAUCAAUCGAUUUGUACAUUUCUAAUCGAGAGUUAUUUAAUUACACGUACGUACAGAUCCGCGUGUAACUGUUUACGUACGUACGUGUCUCAGAUCUAUUUUUAUAGUAUUUAUACCUUUUUUAUACGCUCUUUUUAUACGCACGUUUUACCAUGUAAUAUUGUAAUAGUAGCAAACAGUAUUUUAUACAUUACUUCGAUUAAUAAUAAUUGUAGUUAAUCUAAUAAUAAUGCGUGCUUAAAAAAUAUGCACGGCGAUCGCUUUGUAUUUUAAUUGUAUUGAUUAAAUCCGCGGAGAUAUAAAACUUUGCAGACACUUAGGCAAGACCUUCUCGACGAUAUUUGACAAGUUUAAUUAAAUUCCCUUCGUUAGAACGGUCUCACGUAGAUCGACUCCAAGGAUCGCAAAAUAAAUCCCAACGCCAAAGGGAA